UGACCAUUCAUCUUUUAUACAAGUAUCAUUUAUUUUGUUUGUGAUGUACUUUGUCAUCAAAGGCAUUUUAAGCAUGACUUAUCUUUUGUAUAUUUGCAAUAUAUGUUUGAAUAAGAUGAAUAGUCAAACAUUGCAAGAAAAGGCCAAUAGCAACAAAUAUUUUGAUCUGGAGGAAGUAUAUUGUUAGAUGCACCCUCUCAAAGUCUCAUUUCCAAAAAUUAGCAUAAUUGUGAGGCUCUUAACGUAAACAUAUACGUAGUGUUGUAGUGUACCGUACCAUGCCGUCCAAAUCAAAGUGUUGUGACGUUGCAACUUGCAGAUGCUACCGCCUUGAUCUGUCACUUCCUCCAGCUCCGGAGCCUCCAGCCACAGCCAGAUCUGCCAUUUUUAGCACAGUGCAAUGGAUGGGUUCGUCUUCCCCACCUCCUCCAGCAGCUCUCCCUCCCCGGCCUCCUUCUCCACCGCCGGCCACGACAAGGCGCUCCAGUUCGCCCCAUGCGAGGUCCUGGGGCAAGGGUGGGCCGGUAACGUCGGGCUGCAUGAGCCCUUGGAUGGCGCGGCGUGGGGCGACGGGGGCUCGACCUCGGUGGGUAACAAUAACAACCCGCCGUCUUGGAACUCACCGGCACCGGCGGCCAAGACCACGACACGGGGCCGAAAGGCCGGGCCCGCCCGGCCCGACGAGCCCGCCAUCCCCCACGUGGAGGACGAGCGGCACCGCCGGGACAAGCUCCACCGACGGUUCUGCGAGCUACGGGCCGCCGUGCCCAACGUGUCCCGGAUGGACAAGGCAUCCAUUCUUGCCGACGCCACCGCCUACAUCACCGAGCUGCGCGGCCGCGUGGAGCAGCUCGAGGCCAUGGCCAGGGAGGCCGCGGCGCGUCAGGGCGCGCCGUCCGCCGCCUCCCACUCGUUCAGGAACCUCGAGGCGGAGAAGCUCGAGGUGCGGAUGGUCGGGCCGAAGGCGGCGGCGCUGCGCCUGACGACGGCGGCGGCGCGCCACCGCCACGCCCCCGCACGCCUCAUGGACGCGCUCCGCUCCCUGGACCUGCCCGUGCGGCACGCCUGCAUCUGCCGCGUUGCCGGCGUCACCGUGCAGGACGCCGUCGUGGACGUGCCCGCGGCCGCGCUGCGGGACGAGGGAGGCCUCCGCGCGGUGUUGCUCCACCGGCUGCAGGUUAGCGGCUAGCCGGCCGGCCAGCUUUAAUUUGUUACAUGCUCUCCUCCGUCGCCGAAAUAAAUGGAAGCAAGACACUGCACGCUGAUAACGGCGGGUCCUGCUCGUGCUUGGACUUGUCUGCUGCAUUCGCGGUGUACCGUCUGGAUGCUGUCAUCGAUCUCCGUGUAGUGUUUAAGGACUUUAAGUACAUUUUUUUGGAUUGUGAUGCCAAUGUUCGAAAUGACUUACUACUCCUGUUGUUUUUAACAUAGAAACGCGGGAGGGUUAAAUUUAGGGAUUGUCUGAUGGACAGAUAUUAUCUCGUGCAUUUUUGGAUCGUCAGGAGAAUUUUUCGGAGAGUAUCUGGCCAUUUUUCUAAAGCUCAA
Molecule: messenger RNA, 1545 nt
Organism: Setaria italica (foxtail millet)
Lineage: Eukaryota; Viridiplantae; Streptophyta; Magnoliopsida; Poales; Poaceae
Product: transcription factor MYC2
Biological process (GO): regulation of DNA-templated transcription
Cellular component (GO): nucleus
Molecular function (GO): transcription cis-regulatory region binding; DNA-binding transcription factor activity; protein dimerization activity
Source: RefSeq, a predicted model, not a curated record